AUGGUAGAUAGAGGAUGCUGGGACUAUGCAAAACUCAUUGAUCUUUUUCUUGAUUUUGAUGUAAAGGAUAUUUUAUUUAUCCCAUUGUGUGAAGAUCUUCUAGCCGAUUCCCAUGUAAGUCGGGGCCCUAUGUCGUUCGAGCUUCGAAGUGGUUAUUAUCUGAUAAUGGAGCAUGGUUUGCAUAGGCAACAGAGUUCUCUUGUUCUUCGAGCAGUCGUUCCAAUGUGGAUGGGGAUUAUUUCAUGUGGAACCUAUCUCUUCUUGGCAAAACUAAGAUUUUUGCGUGGAAGCUUCUUCUUAAUAUUCUGCCUGUUCAAGUUAAUCUCAUUCAGAGGAAAAUCCCAGUUGAGAAUGAAUGUUUCUUUUGUGGUGAUUAUCAAGAAUCGCUAG
Molecule: messenger RNA, 390 nt
Organism: Ilex paraguariensis (yerba mate)
Lineage: Eukaryota; Viridiplantae; Streptophyta; Magnoliopsida; Aquifoliales; Aquifoliaceae
Source: the annotation of a GenBank genome assembly